AUGAAAAACAAGUAUUGCAAGGCAACGAGGGUGAGAGAACACCUUGCCGGAGGCAAGCUAUUCGGGAAACUUUGGCAGAAGUGGAUCAGUGCGGUGAUGACUGCCAGGAAGGAGCUUGGCCUGAAAGGCUUCUGCGCGGUAGGCACAAGGCGCACUAUGCCAAGAGCAAAGCCCUUUAUGCAGUGUGAGCGUGAUGGGAGCCUCGCCAUGAAACCCCGUCUGGAUGAUCCGACAGUGGCACAGCUCGCCGAGAAAGUUGUCCAGACCACGUUUGCCCAAGAACAUCAGCAGCUCGGGUUGUUUCAGGAGUACUUCGUUCCUGGCGGUCCCGACGUUUCCCAUGAGCCGGGAUACGUACUGGUGGAUCGAAAAGCGUGA
Molecule: messenger RNA, 378 nt
Organism: Symbiodinium sp. CCMP2456
Lineage: Eukaryota; Dinophyceae; Suessiales; Symbiodiniaceae
Source: the annotation of a GenBank genome assembly